CCUCUUUAGCACUUAGCUGUUUGUCUACAGUACUUAAUCGUUGUACCGGGAUGUCAAGAUAUUUGGUGGCCUUGAUAGCAGACGAGAUGCAAUUGACCUCUGACCUUUGGUGUUCAGAAGUGUCAUGUAGAAUUAACCUCGCCAGUCAGUGUUUAGAGGACGGAAUGCGUAUCAUUGAUUAUCCAGUUGCCAUAGAAACGCAAUCAAAAUUAAUUUGCAGGGGUGUUAAGUCAUCGUUAGCAUGCAUUACCAAUAACACUGACCUUUGCGAGCUCGACACUAUACCACAAUAUCUGUCAAAUGGCUUUAUGCAAUUGUAUCAGUUCUCGGCUGCUUUCUGUGCAAGCGAAACCGGAAAUGGGGUGACUUCCGGUUUGCCACGUGACCUUAUUGCGCCAGUAUACCUGGCAGCUUUGACAGCUAGCGAAUGGACAUCAGUAAAUGACAUGUGCAGUGUGUACAACGCGACAUUAAGAAUGGCUGCCACAGAGAGAAUCUCCAUGGCAACAAACAUCGAGCAUUUGUUGACAUGGCAACAGGUAACAAGUAUCAGUCUAGAUAAAUUGUCAGAUAUGUGUCUCAACAAUCAUUCUUACAACUGUCAGUGGGUCGAAGUAUUAGCCAAUCAGAAUCCAGUAUGUGAUGUUGAAACAGCGAAACAAUGUGUUGAUAUGGUCUUGCUGAGCAAAUUAACAGUUGACGUCAUUCUGAUGAGGUCAUCAUGGCAGACAGUCUGCUCGGUUGCCUACGACAUGCUGGCAUGUGCACAGUAUCAUACUCGAGCUUGUGUCACAUCUGACCUCUCAGAGAUUCUUCAGGCAACACAAGAGGUCGAGAAUCUUGUAGGUUAUGAAUGCAAUCAGCUAGGAGCAUCCGGGUCACAAGAGGUCUGUGAUGUCGAGCACAAAUUUUGUGACUCUGCCAAUGCAGUACAUGAGUGCAUUAUGGUGGCAUAUGGGUUAACAGAUCGUUGCAAAGAGCAAGAAAAAAUAUACAACUGUUUUAAGAAUCAUCUGCAUGCCUGUAACUCUAUUCAGAAAGUCCCAGCUCAGUUCACAUUUGAGUGGUUGUUGAACAAUUGCUCAACUAAUCUGACAUUGCUGGAGGAAGACAUGUACGUUGGUGUCAGUCAGUGCAAAUUACGUUAUGGCUAUAACAUAUUCAAUGGUCUGCUGACCUAUUCAGAUUUCAACUCUAUGAUUUGCGCUGUGACGUCAUUGUACCGACAGUGUUUAGCCGACCAAUCAUUUCCAAGUUUGGCAACGCUCUACAUGCAGGAAGUAGACGAUUUCUUUUCAUUCAUGCAGCAGACGACAUGUAAUAACACACAAUCCUCAUCUGAUAUCUCUACAGUAGCAGAAUCCAACGAGUGUAGUUUCGUUGAGACGGCCGGAACAGUCACUCUGAGUAUAGAAUUUUACAGUAACUUCCCUUUCAUGAGUUUAAAUGACCAGGAAGUUGUCUGCAGAACAUAUCCAUCUUUCAAAGACAUCUGGGUUUCUAGGGCAACUUCUUGUACAGCCAGACGACAAAAACUCAUAUCAGACGCUAUAGUCUAUUUCAACACAAUGCACGAUUCGUUAUGCUCUGUUUCACGUGCUGAUGUUCCAAGAUCUUGCGACGAAACAAGGGCCAACAUUUGUUUAGAAGACUUUGGGUCUUUUACAUACUUUGCAACAAAAAACUCUGAUGUUUGCGGCAAGCUUGAAGAUACGUAUAACUGUCUAAUGGAAAGCACAACCGGAUGUGACGAGUCAACCCAUAAUGCAUUACUGCAGGAAGUUAAGACAAUGCAUAGCAUGUUGGGUAAUGUGACGUGCCCAAAGAUGCAAUGGUGUACGACAGUAAACGCCACAGACUUAUUUCCAUGGCAACGAGAGAUUUGUUCAGAAUGGAACAAAUGUCUAAUAUUUGAUUGGAUGUCAUGCGUGGACCAAUUCAACUUACAAUUUAGUUGCCAAUCUAGCACUGAAGGUAUAGAUUGUAUAGAACAAAAGUUGUCAUCUUGUGACCCGCUCCAGAUCCUCUUAGCCAAGUCAGAGAUAUCUGCGUGGGUUCAACAGAAUUCAGCGUGCAAUGUUGUACCCAGUGACCCACCGGCUGUGACACAAGUGUACAGAAAUAUAUAUGAAUGUUCAUCAUACAUUUCCAUGGCAACCGAAAUAUCAAAGCAAGCGCUGUGUUUUAUGAUAAACCAAUACAUCAAUUGCCUGGCCAGCUUGGAUCAGUCCGAAGUACGACGUGUUUGGAAAAGGUUUCCCCUUGAGGGAAGGGCCAACUGUGGGGGAAAAGGGGCUGUAAAAUGGACGUAA
This is a messenger RNA of Ruditapes philippinarum (Manila clam), 2312 nucleotides long. RefSeq lists its product as uncharacterized. The record is from RefSeq and is a predicted model, not a curated record. The transcript has 11 exons. Bases 51 to 2312 code for a protein of 753 amino acids. Lineage: Eukaryota; Metazoa; Mollusca; Bivalvia; Venerida; Veneridae.